Molecule: messenger RNA, 637 nt
Organism: Staurois parvus
Lineage: Eukaryota; Metazoa; Chordata; Amphibia; Anura; Ranidae
Source: the annotation of a GenBank genome assembly
AUGCCCCUGGCACACGAGGAAGCCAUCGCAAGGCAAAGAAUCAUAAACUCCCAGUUCAAAUGUUACGAGAAAAUGAAAAGGGAUGCGCCUUAUUCCAAGUCAGGUCUGUAUUGUAACCGCACCUGGGAUGGGUGGCUUUGCUGGGACGACACUCCAGCCGGACAGAACGUAACUCAGAACUGUCCAGACUAUUUUGCAGAUUUUGAUCCUACAGAAAAAGCUUCAAAAUAUUGUGAUGAAAAGGGAAAUUGGUUUCAGCACCCAGAAAGCAAUCGGACAUGGUCCAACUAUACAAUGUGCAUCACCUUUACCAAUGAGAAACUGAAGAAUGCCUACAUCCUUUACUACAUGGCAAUAGUCGGACAUGCCCUGUCUAUUGUCUCCCUGCUAAUUUCCCUUGGAAUUUUCUUCUACUUCAAGAGCCUAAGCUGUCAGAGGAUUACACUUCAUAAAAACUUGUUUUUCUCCUAUGUCCUGAAUUCCUUGUUUACUAUCGUCCAUCUUACAGCUGUGGUCCCAGAUUUGGACCUGGUGAAAAGAGACCCGGUAAGCAUUUAGCCUUUUAGUGUGUUCAAAAAGAAAAUGUCAAGCUCUCAUUUAUUGCUAAUCUUUAUUCUUCUGAGAGAUUUCUAUAUAC